GCACACACAUACACUAGAGGUCCGAAAAGGAGCCCCGCUCCCUGCUCUAAGAACGUGCCUGUGGAAUGCCUGGCUCCAGGCUCAAGUCGAACAGCGGUUGCGAACUCCAGGUCCUCGCCAAGCCACAACCGGUGGUAGGACCCGCCCCUCCUACGUCAUUCAGCGUUUCCCCUAAGCCAUGCCCUCUCCCUGACUCCGCCUGCAGCUUAAGUUGCGGUCCUGGUAGGCCACGUCUCCCUCAACAGGCCCUGCCCCUAUCCAGGCCUGCCCCGCCCACCCGGCCGCUUCUCAGUUGCGCAAGGCCGGCCCCCCAUUCCCCCUUUUCCUGGCCACCUACUUACCGUCGAGGAUUGCGCCAGCCGGCUUCGCGGCCCCGAACGACGCCCGACGAGGCGGACUUCGGGUGCUGGUCAUGGGUCCCUUACACAGCCGCCGCUAACGGCCCCCAUCCUGCCCGGCCCGGAACCUGCGCUCGGCUGGGACCCAAAGCCCGGCGGUCGGAGAGCGCGUGCUCGGGUUGGGGCCUCACGCACGUCCUGCCCAUCGCGCCCAGUGCUUCGGCACUUCCUCCGCGAAGCCCUACUAUGUCCUCCCGAUCCCCUCUCCGGACCCUGAUUGGGACGUCUACAUUCCUUUUCUUCAGGCUGGGGGUGCAGGAAUCUGUCCGGUUUGUUUGCCUGCCCGUCGCAGCGCUCAGCCAGCACUGGGAGGAACACAGAAGGUGCCUAAUGAGCGUGUGAACCCAUAUGGUAGGACAGGGUACCAUGCGUGAAGAUAACAGUAACAGCAGCGGUAACUCCUUUUUAUGCGCGCUGUCCCCCAUCUACCCAGGCUGGGUGUUUUCAAGCACCCCUUGUUCCAUCCGCGCCCCAGAUGAAUGCAGGGAAGCUGGUCUGCAUUUCCCAAGUGAAGAAAUUGAAGCCAGAAAAAAAAAAAAAAUGGAUCGCCAUAUAUGGAAAGAACUGAGAAUUCCUUCCACCUCCCCAACCACUGAACCGCCCUGUCUGUCCUCAUGGGCGGGACGGAGAGGCGUGCCCGGGAGACUCCCGGGACCAAGAGAAGCCUUGGCAACACAAACCACGGUGUUGCAGCAACAGGCCAGGAGGUGAGGCUGCACUGGCCUUGAGGCAGCCAGAGUACCUUCUGUCUAUGGAGUAUGCAGCAGCCCCAGGCCCCAGGCCAGGGGCCCCACCUGGGCCCACUAAGAAAGUUCUACCACUAACUGAGGACUGGCUGCUAGGAGUCCCUGGAGGUAGCCCAGCUGGGACCACCAGUCUUAAGACAGAGCUUCCCUCAGAGCUAGAGCUGAGUGAGCAGCAGCAGCUGCAGGUGAGUGUGGGGGCCCUGAGGAGCUGGCAGGAGGGUGGGUGCCUGCAGGGUUCCACAGGUACCACCUCUCGCCCUGGGCACCCACAGAUCUCUAAGGAGCUGGUCGACCUGCAGAUCACAACCCAUCGCCAGCAAGAACAACAUGAGGCUGAAAUCUUUGAGCUGAAGAGUGAGGUCCUGCGGUUGGAGAGCCGGGUGCUGGUGCUGGAGCUGGAGCUACACGGAAAGCAUGCAGCCCCAGCAGAGGCUGAUCCAGAGCCCCGCCAGGUGCAGCCCAAGGACUUCUGGACCCCUAAGGACAAGCAGCAGAAGCUAGGGAAUGGCCUGCAGAGAGACAUGAAGCAGGCACUGGAGCAGCAGAGGGCCCGGCAGCAAGCACUGGAGACACACGUGGUAGCCCUGGGCCAACAGCUACAGGGAGCCCAAGAGAAAGCCAAGACAGCUGGGCAACAACUAGCUGCACAAGCCAUGGUGUUGUCCACCUGCCAGGGCCAGCUCCGCCAGACCGAGGCUGAGAACGCCCGGCUACAGCUGCAACUCAAGAAGCUGAAUGAGGAAUACGCCAUCCGGUUGCAGCGUUGUGUCCAAGCCCUGGCAGAGUACACAGAUGGUGCAGGCCAGGCACCUACAGCUGCAGCCCUUCAGACAUUCCUCAAAACCACUCUGGAGGACAUCCGGGAAGCGCACCACAGUCGUGAGCAACAGUUGGCCCGGGCUGCUCGAGACUACCGCAAGCGUCUGGCAGAUCUGAGCCGAAGGCAUGAGGAACUGCUGGUCAGCCACAGUGUACAGCAGGCAUUAUUGCACCCCAACGGGGCACCUGAGAUCCCCAAAGCUACCUUUGAUGCCGCCACCUUGGAUCUGAAGCCACUGCCCCUGCACUUGGUCACCAAGCUCAGCCACCUGCAGGAGGACCAGGCAAGGCUGGAGACACAGCUCCAGGCUCAGGUGACCCCUCUCUGCUGCCCCAUUCUGGCCUUAGGACAAAGAGCCCAGACUCCCUCUAGAGCCUGUCCCAGGCUCAGCAAAGCCCCCACCCCAGGGCCUCCGAGUAGCUACCUUGUUCUGCCAAAGGACUCAAAGGGCUCAAGACACUGCUCUUGUUCCCACAGAAGGGACCUGGAGAAGCUUCCCAGGGGAGCACAUCAGAGCCACAGUGAGUGUCUUGCUGUGGUUGUUGUGGGGACCAGCAGGGGCCUGGAAGCUGCAUCCUGGGCCCAUAUGCAUCAGAAGCUCCGAGACUUCUUCCGUGGCACCCAGGCAGAACUGGAACAGGAGCGGGCACAGCUGCUAGUCCGGGCCACGAUGGCUGAAGAGCAAGUUUCUGAGCUCAAGGAAUAUGUGGACCAGCACCUAGGCAGGUACAAGCAGGAGAUCCUAAGGCUGAGGAAGAUUAUAGGUACAGAGGACCUCCAGAAAGUGGGGGCUGCACCUCCAGCCAAGCCUCAGCGCCCAAGGACUCGCAGCCGCUAGCUGGUCAUCAGAUAAACUCAGAGCACAGCU
Molecule: messenger RNA, 2832 nt
Organism: Pteropus alecto (black flying fox)
Lineage: Eukaryota; Metazoa; Chordata; Mammalia; Chiroptera; Pteropodidae
Gene: CCDC78
Product: coiled-coil domain containing 78
Exons: 12
Coding region: 1150-2802 (550 amino acids)
Cellular component (GO): cytoplasm
Source: RefSeq, a predicted model, not a curated record